This is a messenger RNA of Drosophila santomea, 2408 nucleotides long. Its product is annotated as serine proteinase stubble. Gene Ontology annotation, biological process: proteolysis. Gene Ontology annotation, molecular function: serine-type endopeptidase activity. Bases 1142 to 2305 code for a protein of 387 amino acids. Lineage: Eukaryota; Metazoa; Arthropoda; Insecta; Diptera; Drosophilidae. The record is from RefSeq and is a predicted model, not a curated record. The transcript has 6 exons.
GUUUGAAUCAAACAUGCGUAGUUAUUUAAGCCAUACUAAAAACAUGGGGGAAUGACAAAUGAGUUUUUGUUUCUUGGGUCUUUGGAAUUCAUUUUCACUUUUCUACCCAACGAUACUUAAAUGGGCGACACUUAAGAACCCUAUUUAAUAUGCUAAUCCGCCCAGGUGGCGACAAAUUAGAAAGUUACAUAAAUGAAUGUGUGGCCUCCAUUUCGGUUAGUGGUUCUCCCUUGCCGAGAUGGCCUAACCCCAAAAGCAAUCCGUUUGCCGCCGGUGAACUGAGCUGCUCCCAUUCCGGCUAGAGAUGGCAGCGGUUCUUGCAAUUAUGUCGCAUAAAAUAAUUAUAAUAGACUGGGAGAACAUUUCCUGCGCCGCUGGCGGCGUCAUCAGCAUUUCGUAAUAAUUAGCCGUGAUGAUGAAGAAGAUCGGGCAGCACAUGUGAAGCAGCAGCAGCAGCAACAGCAGCAGCAGCAGCAACUUGAGACAGCAGUCACUUCAACUGGUGGCAGCAGCAGCAGCAGCAGCAACAGCAGUCCGAACCAGAACUAAGAGCAACCUGUUGCUGCGUCUUUCUUGACUAAUGGCGUGAAGUUAGUUUGCGUUUGGCCAGCGGCUCGUGCGGUUGUGGCCUAUUCCCCGGAAGAAUAGCAGAACUCUUCUCAGAAAUCGGAGUACAAAAAUGUGGUGUGAAACGCAGGUGCGUGGCUGCUGGGAAAAGUAAAACUGAUCGGAAAACUGUGUCAUCGAGCCAGUCAGCAAAGAAUUGGCAUAGUUCCCAUUAUGAUUGUUAUAUAAAAAUCCAUUAGCCCCGCCAACGACCCAUUUGCAAGCGACCCCGAAACUUGUUCGCCUAUCAAGGACACAGAUCUCUUUUCCACCGAGAAGCUCCCCGAGCCCCGUGAGUCACCCAGACAGGCCCAUAAACAGCACCGACUUCUAGUAAAAGUGGAGCAGCAAUAAUAGGAAACGUAAGAAGAAAACGACAGAGCAACUCUUCUCAGCUUAAAAGUGAAUAAGAAAUUGUCAUGCUUUCAUUAGCAACAAAAGCGUUAUAGCCCAUUCUGAUGAGUGUUUCAGUUUGAGUGUCAUCCUCCUCGGGGAGAAGUGAAUUGCGAAUAGUGACCCCGAAUCAGACUCCAAGAUGCAGUUGCUGUUGUGGCUGUGCCUCCUCCUGCUCCUCUGCCAGUCUAGUCCCAGCCAAGCCAAUAUUCUGAACACCCUGCUGGGGGUGCCCGCGGAAUGCGUCCACCAGAGCGGCGUGUGGCCCUGCAAGCUGAGCUUCUCCUGCUGGCUCCAAGGCGGCAAGCACGCGAAGGGAUGUGGCAGCAACAAGUGGCUCUUCAGCUGCUGCGUCGCCGAGGCACAGCAUCCGCACCAGCACCAGCACCACUCCCCCUCCUCGCCGCUGACCAGCCUGGUGGACUAUGGGAAGCUGAAGCUGAGCCUCAACAGCCUGCCCAAGCGGAUCAUGCUGCGCAGACGUGACGACAACGAGCUGCUCAAUCCCAAGCCCGAGUGCGGAUUGCCACGGACGUCGCAGAACACGCUUCAGAAGCGCAUUAUUGGCGGACGCCCGGCGCAGUUUGCGGAGUAUCCGUGGCAGGCGCACAUCCGCAUCGCGGAGUAUCAGUGCGGCGGGGUGCUCAUCUCGGCCAACAUGGUGGCCACGGCCGCCCACUGCAUCCAGCAGGCGCACCUAGCUGACAUCACUGUGUACCUGGGGGAGCUGGACACGCAGGAUCUGGGUCACAUCCACGAGCCGCUGCCCGUGGAGAAGCACGGAGUGCUGCAGAAGAUCAUCCAUCCGCGCUUCAACUUCCGCAUGACCCAGCCGGACAGGUAUGACCUGGCUCUGCUGAAGCUGGCCCAGCCGACGUCCUUCACGGAGCACAUCCUGCCCAUCUGCCUGCCGCAGUAUCCGAUCCGGCUUAUUGGGCGCAAGGGUCUGAUUGCCGGGUGGGGCAAGACGGAGGCGCACAUGGGCCACGCGGGCACCAAUAUGCUGCAAGUCGCCAGUGUUCCCAUCAUAACCACACUAGACUGCAUUCGCUGGCACGAGAGCAAACAGAUCAAUGUCGAGAUCAAGGCCGAGAUGUUCUGCGCCGGACAUUCCGAUGGCCACAUGGAUGCCUGCUUGGGUGACUCCGGAGGCCCGCUGGUGAUCAAGGAGCGCGGUCGCUUUGUGCUCGUGGGCAUAACCAGUGCUGGCUUUGGUUGCGGAGUAGAUCAUCAGCCAGGCAUUUAUCACAACGUUCAGAAGACUGUGAGGUGGAUACAGGAAGUGGUGGCUCGCAACGAGCUAUAGCUGCAGAUGACCCUAGAAAUCCCCUCCGAACCUUUGGCAAUGCAACACAUCUCAUUAGUUUACGGCUCGUAGCAUUAGGCAAUGGCAACGUGCAAUCCGCUGU